Molecule: messenger RNA, 201 nt
Organism: Haemonchus placei
Lineage: Eukaryota; Metazoa; Nematoda; Chromadorea; Rhabditida; Trichostrongylidae
Source: the annotation of a GenBank genome assembly
AUGUACGGUGUAGAUUGGAGAAACGCUGGUGGCGAGAAGGAAGUACAAUCGUGGUCGAUGGGUACGCAGGCACCAGUGGCUUUGUGGCGGUAUCGAGAGAGGGAGCGAACGACCAUUUCUGAGGCUGGUGCGGAGGAGGGACGCUCCGACUCUGCUUUGUCUUAUCAUAAAGUAUAUAAGACCUGGCACGACAAUCAUUAG